AUGUCUCCAAUUACAUUGAAGAGCCUGUUACUCUUGCCAGUGUUGACAAGUCUCUUUUCUGAAACCCUUUCAUCACCGGCUCCCUUUCCCAACCAAUAUGUCGAACACGCUUUGAAGAAGAGACAAAGUCUCAACAUCGUAGCAACAACCAACACCCAUGCAAACACCAUUGACUGGAUCGGAUGGAUCCCAAUCGGGUCCCAAGGUAAACUUGCCAAGGCACCUCCGCUGUCUCCUGCUCUUCCCCAAGACCCAACCAAAAUGGCUGGCAGGCCUGUCGCAGAACUCGAGAUGCCCGGCGUUCAGAAGGGACCUGCAGGGACCGUUCCAAUUCCACGACUGAACACCACUUAUCUGGCGAAUGUUCGCCAGAAACAAGCGCCACCAAAGAAGUCAGGCGUUUCAAAGAGACAGAACUCAGGUAGUCAUUGGUAUGUGAACUCGAAUAUGAAUGUCAACAACCACGGUGGAAAUUGGGUGAUGAGCAUGUUUAAGGCCUUCGUCAACAAUGGGGCCGAUUUCUCGCUUCUGCAGGCAGCUGUCGCGUAUCAGUCUUCGGCAGGAUUACAAACUGCGGAAGCUGGAUGGAUCAACUAUCGAAACCAGGUUUCGCAGCCUCACAUCUUCACGUAUUUCACCACAGACGGCUAUACUGGCUCCGGAACUAAUAUUGGUGGGUGGAAUCAAGACGUUGGUGGCUGGGUCCAAGUCGACAGUACAUACUUCCCUGGCACUGGUUUCUCCUCAAUCGCGACCAUCGGUGGCGCCCAAUAUGACAUGACGAUGCAAUGGCAGCUGUACCAAGGCAAUUGGUGGCUCUUGGUAAUCGACAGAUUCAUCGGAUAUUAUCCUGGCACUAUGUUCAGUGCUGCCACAAAUGGCGGUGCAUCUCUUGCGCAGCAAUCCAACCUAAUCGCCUACUACGGCGAGCUUGCUCAAAGCGAGGGGCCUGUCACAACCACUGAUAUGGGAAGUGGAAAGUUUGGGGAAACAGGCUUUGGAAACUCAGGGUACAUUCACAACAUGUUCUACAUCGACACCAACGGCAAUAGCCAAGACUACACUGCCACAUUUGGCGACUCUGAUUCGUCCAAAUGGGAUCAUAGAGCUUUUACCUCUAGUGGUACUAGCUGGGGGUCAUAUGUUUAUCUUGGUGGACCUGGUGCUGGCGGUGUUACCGGUGGAUAAACUAUCACGGAGGUUUCGGAGUCCAAAAGUCCAAAGAGAGUGGAAGGACUGGAAGGUGACGGCCGUCAGUCGCUACUUGCAAAAUAGAAAGAGGAAAAAGUAAAUUCCCUUGUGACUAUAUUUAGCUGCUUGAAUGGGAC
Molecule: messenger RNA, 1328 nt
Organism: Hyaloscypha bicolor E
Lineage: Eukaryota; Fungi; Ascomycota; Leotiomycetes; Helotiales; Hyaloscyphaceae
Exons: 5
Coding region: 1-1188 (395 amino acids)
Source: RefSeq, a predicted model, not a curated record